Messenger RNA from Anopheles arabiensis, 649 nucleotides. It is a transcript of the gene RpL36, whose product is annotated as 60S ribosomal protein L36. Gene Ontology annotation, molecular function: structural constituent of ribosome. Gene Ontology annotation, cellular component: ribosome; cytosolic large ribosomal subunit. Lineage: Eukaryota; Metazoa; Arthropoda; Insecta; Diptera; Culicidae. The transcript has 3 exons. The record is from RefSeq and is a predicted model, not a curated record. Gene Ontology annotation, biological process: cytoplasmic translation. The coding region runs from base 141 to 482 and encodes 113 amino acids.
CAUUCGCCCGACCGACGUUGACAGCUGUCAGUGGCAGCUGCUGUCAGAAAAGAUCAACUUCCGCCUGUGCGACCCAUCUACGCAUCUCGACUGGCCUUUCGUGUUCUUUUCCGGCUGUCAAUCGCGAGGAGGAGACAACAAUGGCUCCGAGAUACGAAAUGUGUGUCGGCCUGAACAAGGGCCACAAGACCACCAAGAUCAAGCAGCUGCAGUACCGCGGCGACCGCAAAGUCAAGGGAAUCCGCCCGUCCCGCCUGAAGGGUAUCCAAACCAAGCACACCAAGUUCGUGCGCGAUCUGGUGCGUGAGGUCGUCGGUCAUGCCCCGUACGAGAAGCGCGGUAUGGAAUUGCUGAAGGUGUCCAAGGAUAAGCGUGCGCUCAAGUUCCUGAAGCGACGCCUCGGCACGCACAUCCGUGCCAAGAGGAAGCGCGAGGAGCUGUCCAACAUUCUGGCCCAUAUGCGCAAGGCCGCGCACAAGUAAGCCACCAGCACCACCAACCUCCUGUUGCCCUCUUCGCCAGCUGGUGGGAAAGAUGGUGACGACUACUACUGCGCAUCGUCGGCCUUGUGAUGAUGGUGCGUGUGUGUUUGUGUAAGGAUUGAAACAUUCUUGAGCGAAUAAAAACUUAAGAUCAUAAACAACAACAA